This is a messenger RNA of Hevea brasiliensis (rubber tree), 1157 nucleotides long. Its product is annotated as hevamine-A-like. Gene Ontology annotation, biological process: carbohydrate metabolic process. Gene Ontology annotation, cellular component: extracellular region. The record is from RefSeq and is a predicted model, not a curated record. NCBI's taxonomy places the organism in Eukaryota, Viridiplantae, Streptophyta, Magnoliopsida, Malpighiales, Euphorbiaceae. Gene Ontology annotation, molecular function: chitinase activity. The transcript has a single exon. The coding region runs from base 158 to 1054 and encodes 298 amino acids.
CACUCACUCUUCAAUAAAGACCAAAAUGUUUCCAUCAGAAUGUGAUCAUUUUGACCUACAAAAAGGAAAUUCAUUUGAGCAUUGUAGUACCAAAGCAGCAAAUCCUGGGAAGUAUAUACCAGCCAGUGACUAAAAACAUUUCCAAAUCUGUUUUGAAAUGGCAUCAAGUUCAUCAAUCUCAGUAUUAUUCCUCUUAUCAGUAAUUCUAACGUCACUUUUGGGUUCUGAUGCUGGUGGAAUAGCAAUUUAUUGGGGCCAGAAUGGAAAUGAGGGGACCUUAGCAGAGAAUUGUGCCACAGGAAACUAUGACUUUGUAAAUAUAGCUUUCCUGCCCACUUUUGGCAAUGGUCAGACUCCUAUGAUCAACCUCGCUGGCCAUUGUGAUCCAUACAGCAAUGGCUGCACAGGCUUAAGCUCUGACAUUAAAUCAUGUCAAGCCAAAGGCAUCAAGGUGAUGCUUUCUAUUGGUGGAGGAGCUGGGAGUUACUAUCUUGCAUCUAUGGAGGAUGCCAGGCAGGUUGCUAGUUAUCUUUGGAAUAAUUUCUUGGGUGGUCAAUCUUCUUCUCGCCCACUUGGACCAGCUGUUCUAGACGGGAUUGAUUUCGACAUUGAAGGAGGAACAAACCAACACUGGGACGAUCUGGCAAGGUUCCUUUCAGCAUAUAGCAAGAAUGGUAAAAAGGUAUACUUAACUGCAGCUCCCCAGUGCCCAUUUCCCGAUGCUUGGGUAGGAAAUGCACUUAAGACGGGUCUUUUUGAUUAUGUUUGGGUUCAAUUCUACAACAACCCUCCCUGCCAAUACUCCUCUGGAAGUAUUGCCAAUCUCGAAGACGCAUGGAGGCAAUGGACUUCAGGUAUCCCUGCUAACAAGAUUUUCUUGGGAUUACCUGCUGCUCCUGCUGCAGCUGGAAGUGGGUUCAUCCCUGCAACUGAUCUCACUUCAAAAGUUCUUCCUGCAGUCAAGGGUUCUGCUAAGUAUGGAGGAGUUAUGCUAUGGUCCAAGUAUUAUGAUGAUCAAACUGGUUAUAGCAAGGCCAUCAAGGGCUCUGUCUAAUUACCUUCUUCGCAGCUUUGUGUGAAUAAAUCCUUGUUUCGUCUUUACCUGUGCUAUGUAUGUAAAGAUGUAAAUAAAUGCAGAAUUAUGUGUUCUUGAUUUA